AUUGAUUGUCAUUAUGUCUCGCCUUCUCCCGUGUAUUUCCAUCCUAAAAUCAUUUACGGGUCAUCUCCAAUAAUAGAAGACAAAACAAAAGAAGAUUUCUUCCAUCAGAUGUUUCCAAAUGGGACCCAUCAAUAUAUGGGAAUCCUAGAGUUGCUGAUGCAUUUCAAGUGGAUCUGGAUUAGUGUAGUAACAUAUAAUGAUGACAAUGGAGAAAUAUUUAAGCAGAAUAUACUUCCCGUUUAUUCUCAGCAUGGCAUUUGUGAUGUUGCUGAAGCAGCAGUGGAAUGGUUUUCAACUUCAUGUCUUGUCACAGGAAGUGCUGCCAAUACUGUUAUUAUACAAGGUGAACUGCAUACUAUUAGUGUAUUAAGAUCAAUUUUCCACUUUGCACAGUUUUAUGAUAUAGCAGUUGAAAACCGAGUGUGGAUCAUGACAGCCCAGAUGGAUUUUGCUUCUCCUGGUUUUCUAAAAGAUUGGGACAUACAUUGCCUCCAUGGAGCUCUGUCCUUUGCAAUUCACACAAAUUAUCCUAAAGGAUUCCAGAAGUUUCUGCAGAAAAGAAAUCCUGUUUCAGAAAAUAGGGAUGACUUUAUCAGAGUCUUGUGGAAAGAUGCAUUUAAUUGUGAUUUCUCAAAUUCCCCUCUAGAAGAGAAAGAUGAGAUGAUCUGCACUGGGGAGGAAAAGUUGGAGAAUCUACCUUUGACCCUCUUUGAUACAAGCAUGUCUGGUCACAGUUAUAGCAUCUACAAUGCAGUAUACAUUAUGGCUCAUGCUUUGCAAGAAAUAACUUCAUCCAAGACAAAACAGAGAUCGAAGUUGAAAGAGAGAGCACAAGAUCGAUUAAAUCAGGAGCCAUGGCAG
Messenger RNA from Pseudonaja textilis, 861 nucleotides. The record is from RefSeq and is a predicted model, not a curated record. NCBI's taxonomy places the organism in Eukaryota, Metazoa, Chordata, Lepidosauria, Squamata, Elapidae.